GCCGCCGCCUCCCCGCCGCCAUGGAGAACGCGCACACCAAGACGGUGGAGGAAGUCCUGGCUUACUUCAGCGUCAACGAGAGCACCGGCCUCAGCUCGGAGCAGGUCAAGAAGCUCAGGGAGAGAUGGGGGGCCAACGAAUUACCGGCUGAAGAAGGAAAAACUUUACUUGAGCUUGUGAUCGAACAGUUUGAAGACUUAUUAGUUAGAAUUUUGUUGUUGGCAGCAUGUAUAUCUUUUGUGUUGGCCUGGUUUGAAGAAGGUGAAGAAACAGUAACAGCCUUUGUAGAGCCUUUUGUAAUUUUACUCAUAUUAGUUGCUAAUGCAAUUGUGGGUGUGUGGCAGGAGAGAAAUGCUGAAAAUGCUAUUGAAGCUCUUAAAGAAUAUGAACCUGAAAUGGGUAAAAUAUAUCGACAAGACAGAAAAAGCGUACAAAGGAUAAAAGCUAGAGACAUCGUCCCUGGUGAUAUUGUGGAAGUAGCAGUUGGUGACAAGGUCCCUGCUGAUAUAAGAAUCACUUCUAUAAAAUCUACAACUCUAAGGGUAGACCAAUCAAUUCUCACAGGUGAAUCCGUGUCUGUAAUUAAGCACACAGACCCCGUGCCUGAUCCUCGUGCAGUGAAUCAAGACAAGAAGAACAUGCUCUUUUCUGGUACGAACAUUGCUGCAGGCAAAGCCAUGGGUGUGGUUGUGGCGACAGGGGUGAACACUGAAAUUGGCAAAAUCCGUGACGAAAUGGUGGCCACCGAGCAAGAGAGGACCCCGCUUCAGCAGAAGCUGGAUGAAUUUGGGGAGCAGCUGUCAAAGGUCAUCUCGCUUAUAUGCAUUGCGGUGUGGAUAAUCAACAUUGGUCACUUCAACGAUCCUGUCCAUGGUGGCUCUUGGAUUCGGGGUGCCAUCUACUACUUCAAAAUUGCUGUUGCGCUGGCUGUCGCCGCAAUCCCCGAGGGCCUGCCUGCUGUCAUUACCACCUGCUUGGCUCUGGGGACUCGCCGAAUGGCCAAAAAGAAUGCUAUUGUUCGAAGCCUACCAUCUGUGGAAACCCUGGGCUGCACUUCAGUCAUCUGCUCAGACAAGACAGGCACUCUCACCACCAACCAGAUGUCUGUCUGCAGGAUGUUCAUUCUGGACAGAGUGGAAGGGGAUAGCUGCUCUCUGAAUGAAUUUACAGUGGCUGGCUCAACAUAUGCUCCUCUGGGAGAAGUGCAUAAAGAUGAAAAACUUGUCAGAUGCUCUCAGUAUGAUGGCCUUAUAGAGCUUGCAACCAUCUGUGCCCUCUGCAAUGAUUCUUCUCUGGAUUUCAAUGAGGGAAAGGGAGUGUACGAGAAGGUUGGUGAAGCUACAGAGACCGCCCUCACUUGCCUGGUUGAAAAGAUGAACGUGUUCGACACGGAAUUGAAAGGCUUGUCCAGAAUUGAACGCGCAAACGCUUGCAACUCGGUGAUAAAGCAACUCAUGAAGAAAGAGUUCACUCUUGAAUUCUCACGAGAUAGAAAGUCGAUGUCUGUGUACUGCACUCCGAACAAGCCCAGUCGGACAGCCAUGAGCAAGAUGUUCAUUAAGGGUGCUCCCGAAGGCGUGAUUGACAGGUGUACGCACGUCCGGGUCGGAAGCACUAAGAUACCAUUGACGCCAGGAAUUAAGCAGAAGAUCCUGACUGUCAUCCGAGAGUGGGGCUCGGGCAGAGACACUCUGCGUUGCCUAGCUCUGGCAACACAUGACAAUCCGCUUAGGAGGGAUGAAAUGAACCUGGAGGAUUCUGCAAACUUCAUUAAUUACGAGACCAAUUUGACCUUCGUUGGCUGUGUGGGAAUGCUGGAUCCCCCCAGAAUUGAAGUGGCUUCGUCCAUAAAGCUGUGCAGGCAAGCCGGCAUUCGUGUGAUCAUGAUAACCGGGGACAAUAAAGGGACUGCCGUGGCCAUCUGUCGUCGCAUUGGCAUCUUUGGGGAAGAUGAGGAUGUCACCACGAGAGCCUUCACGGGCCGUGAGUUUGAUGAACUCUCCCCAGCUGCCCAGAGGGACGCUUGCCUAAACGCCCGCUGUUUUGCCCGUGUGGAACCUUCCCAUAAGUCUAAAAUUGUCGAGUUUCUGCAGGCUUUUGAUGAGAUCACAGCUAUGACUGGUGAUGGUGUAAACGAUGCCCCAGCCCUGAAGAAGGCAGAGAUUGGAAUUGCAAUGGGGUCGGGCACCGCGGUAGCAAAGUCAGCUUCAGAAAUGGUGCUGGCAGAUGACAAUUUCUCGACGAUCGUAGCUGCUGUGGAAGAGGGCCGCGCAAUCUACAAUAACAUGAAACAGUUCAUUCGCUACCUCAUCUCUUCCAACGUGGGGGAGGUUGUCUGUAUCUUCCUGACGGCUGCUCUGGGUUUCCCCGAAGCUUUAAUCCCUGUCCAGCUGUUGUGGGUAAAUCUUGUGACGGACGGCCUCCCUGCCACCGCCCUGGGAUUCAACCCCCCUGAUCUGGACAUCAUGGACAAACCUCCUCGCAACCCUAAAGAGCCCCUGAUCUCCGGCUGGCUCUUUUUCCGUUAUUUGGCAAUUGGAUGCUAUGUUGGAGCUGCUACGGUGGGGGCUGCCGCUUGGUGGUUUAUUGCUGCUGACGGUGGCCCAAGGAUCACCUUCUACCAGCUGAGCCAUUUCCUGCAGUGCAAAGAUGAAAACCCAGAUUUUGAAGGUGUUGACUGUGUCGUCUUUGAGUCUCCGUAUCCUAUGACAAUGGCUCUUUCUGUUCUGGUCACAAUUGAGAUGUGCAAUGCCCUCAACAGCUUGUCGGAGAACCAGUCUUUGCUACGGAUGCCUCCGUGGGAGAACGUCUGGCUGCUGGGUUCCAUCUGCUUGUCCAUGUCUCUUCAUUUCCUCAUCCUUUAUGUGGAGCCACUGCCACUGAUCUUCCAAAUCACACCUCUGAAUCUGAUCCAGUGGCUGAUGGUGUUGAAAAUCUCGCUGCCCGUCAUUCUGCUGGAUGAGACACUUAAAUUUGUGGCGCGUAACUACUUAGAGCCGGGUAAAGAUACUCUGCUGCCUGCCACCAAACCACGUCCUCUGUCCGCAUGCACUGAAGGGAUUUCCUGGCCGUUUGUGUUCAUUACCUUUCCCUUGGUUAUCUGGCUGUAUAGCACAGACACUAACUUUAGUGACAUGUUCUUGUCUUGACCUGAAGUGAUAACAGUUUGACAGAGAGAUGUUUAACUUAAUCAAUUUUUAUUGUUUGAAGCAAUUGUCUUAUUCUGCUGAAUUUUCACAUGAACAUAUUUGCCGGUGACUGAGGUUUCAUAUUCCUAGAUUUUUGGGUUUUCUUAUUUUGUUUCCUGACUCCAGUAGGGGAGCAGUAUUUCCCCCCUCUUUUAUACACAACUAGGGUGUCCAUUGACAUGUACAGAGAAAUUAACACUAUUUUAUGCAAAUAUUUUUUGUAGAGGAGACGCAUGUACAGUGUUCUGUUUAAUAGUUAACUCAUCCUUGUAAAAACAAAAGUGUUUUGUGGGGGGGGGGGGGAGUGCCAGUGGACACUAUUUAGCAAACUUCAAUUGGUAGCAGAUUUUAGGGAAUGAAUGUUUUUGCGUGUCCUUUUUUUCUCCAACUAAAAGCAUGCAGUUGUGUGUGUCUUCUGCAUGGUCAUCUAAUCUUAAUUUGUCAUUCAGUUGGGCUUUUUCUGCACUGGGCAGAGUAUGAGGCUACCUCAGUAUA
Euleptes europaea (tarantolino) is the source of this 3683-nucleotide messenger RNA. It is a transcript of the gene ATP2A2, whose product is annotated as ATPase sarcoplasmic/endoplasmic reticulum Ca2+ transporting 2. Gene Ontology annotation, cellular component: membrane. NCBI's taxonomy places the organism in Eukaryota, Metazoa, Chordata, Lepidosauria, Squamata, Sphaerodactylidae. The transcript is spliced from 20 exons. Gene Ontology annotation, molecular function: P-type calcium transporter activity; ATP hydrolysis activity; ATP binding. Gene Ontology annotation, biological process: calcium ion transmembrane transport; intracellular calcium ion homeostasis. Bases 21 to 3149 code for a protein of 1042 amino acids. The record is from RefSeq and is a predicted model, not a curated record.